Molecule: messenger RNA, 372 nt
Organism: Pipistrellus nathusii (Nathusius's pipistrelle)
Lineage: Eukaryota; Metazoa; Chordata; Mammalia; Chiroptera; Vespertilionidae
Source: the annotation of a GenBank genome assembly
AUGAACCUUUUUACUGUUUUUAAAAAAUUAAACAGGUGUUUGUGUUUCUAUGGGAGUUUCCUUUCAUUGGAUGAGGUGGCCUUUGUGUGUCAGCCCCAUGCUGACCUGGCUUUGAAAGGAGCCGUGGGAGAAGGGCCGUCACUUUCCCGGGCAGAGCAGGGACAGGAAGGCGGCCAGGCAGGUGCAGCCGCUGCGUCCCGGCUGCCAGGCAAAAUGCUGUUCAGGCCGGUGCCAGGCAGGCAGGUGAGCGCGACAGGAGAGACCUGGACUGUGCCGGACCUGCGACGACAUCACCAGGCUCCGUGGAUCCGUGACUUCCCUGAGUCUGAGCCAGAGGCGCCCCCAACGUGCUGUUUCCGAGUUGGUGUGUAA